AUGGCUUCUACGGCAGAGAAAGGAGCUCCAUCUCCAGCUCGCGAGAUAAAGACGACCGAUCUCAAUCCCGUGCUGAGUGCAGGCGAAGACGAGGAACAGAUUGUGCCGGCGCUGCAGUCCUUACUACGGGCGGGAUGGACGCUCGACACUGCAGGGACGGGAGUGAGCAAGACGUUUUUCUUCAAGACGUAUUUCAAGGGAAUAUCGUUUACGAAUCUUGUCGCCGCGGAGAGUGCGACGAAAAAACACCAUCCAACCAUGACGGUGAAAUUCGGCUCGGUCCAUGUUCACUGGACGACGCAUCGGCCGGCUGGUCUGUCGAUGAAGGAUCUCGAACUGGCGGCGCAUUGUGAUCGGGGGGCUGAGCUGGUGGGUGCCGUUGCGCAGGGGGAGGGUCAAAAGUGUUCAUAA
Molecule: messenger RNA, 411 nt
Organism: Penicilliopsis zonata CBS 506.65
Lineage: Eukaryota; Fungi; Ascomycota; Eurotiomycetes; Eurotiales; Aspergillaceae
Exons: 3
Coding region: 1-411 (136 amino acids)
Biological process (GO): tetrahydrobiopterin biosynthetic process
Molecular function (GO): 4-alpha-hydroxytetrahydrobiopterin dehydratase activity
Source: RefSeq, a predicted model, not a curated record